GACACAUUAGAGUCAGCAACUCAACUCAACGAGUCCCUUCGCGCGAAUAAGCCCAUCCAAGUUUUCUUUUGCGCGCCUUGUUAGACCGGCUAAGCCAAAGGCCCCGGAACAGGCUAACGUGCGCACUUCCUCGCUAUCGGCAGAUCCAUGAACGACUCCAUUGCCGGAGCUUCAACGCCCGAACACACAGAAUUGUGUGGACAGUAGAAGAGAAACCCUCAAGAGCAUUCGCAUGGAAAACUGAUUGAUUGAGAGGAUUUGUUUUGCUUGUUUUAGUUUAAUUAUCAUUUCCGUGCAUUCGUGUGAUGGACGUUAUGAUUUUGGUCUAAGUUUGACGGUUUAUGGUGGUGAUUUUGUAUCGUUGAAGACCAGAAACUAUAUGAACGAUGAAGGCUAUCUGUCUUUUAGGGAAGGGAUAUCAGAUGAGGAAUUGGGUUCUAAAUCAUCAGAAGGGUUGCAUGUUGCGUCGGAGUUCAAUAAUAUGUUAGGGUUACAAGGAGAGUCGCUAUCUUCGAGAGCUAGGGCAGGGGAUGCCAAGAUGUCUGAAGAAGGAAAGAACUCCAGUUCCAAGAGGAGAUCAAAGAUUGUUGAAGUACGAGUCCAUUCUAAUGACGAUGAUGAACCCAUUGGGUCUCUGUUAACAUUGAAACGGGGUCGGAACCCUAAGCGGGCUAAGCCUGUAUUAAACAGUGGGGACGUUGAACCGGUUCAGGUUAGAGCAGAGUAUUCAAUGGAUGGAGAUGAGGAUUUGGGUGAGAUGGAUGAUACAUUGGCAAGUUUUAGGAAGAAGUUGAAGGGUCCAAAGAUGGGCAAGGAUGGUGAAUCUGGUAGGGUAAAGGGAACAGAUUCUGCUUUGAGUGCGGGGGUAAUGAAGGGUCGUUAUUCUCAUAAGCCUUUGAAGGAUGGGGCAAUGGAAGCAAAAUCACACGAGAAUCCAGUGGAGCAAAGCCCUGCAAUUGGUGUUGAUGGCUUGAGUCCUCUUUUGAAUGGAGAGUUGGAGAGCAGGCCAAAAGGCCGGGGUAAAAGUUCUAGGGUUGCUUCAAUUCCGAAGAAGACAGAAGAUUUUAAUGGGGGUCUGGGUCAGCAUCAUCGUCUUCCGAGAUCUCGUGGGACAUUGAUUCAAGGAAAGAAAGAAAAUGAAGAUUCCAGUCAUUCUUCUGAUGAAAACCUAGAAGUUUCACUCUCUGCAUUUGUUAGGAAGUCUCAGCCUGGUUCCGUCAGGAGAGCUCGAUCUUCUUCUGUUCGGAAACAUCGAGAGGAAUCUGCAGCAUCUGGUGAUGCCUUGAUUCGAGGCUCUGAGGUUUCCGAGGAUGUUCUAUCCAUGAUUACCCAGAGACCACGGUCGAAUUCUAGUUCAAAGUCAGCCAGGAAAAUACACAAAAUUGAAGGCAGGAUUGAUAUGGUUUCUGGUGUAAGUCAAAUAGAUCCAGUGGUUCAAAAGGAGUCUUUGGAAACUCAGAGAUCUGAUGCUGAUACAAUAAUGCCUUUUAAGGUGAUGCAAGGGAACUCGUUAGCUUGUCCAUCUCAAGAGCUUGCUUCUGCUCCAGAGAUAGACAUUGUGAGAUUUAAUGAUAUUGAAUAUAAUAAAACCCCUGACGGAAUUCCAAAGGAUCAGGGAUGUCAAUCAGUGGCACACAUUAAAGAAAAGGCUUCGACAGGCCGUGGAUUGGAAUGUUAUAGGGAGAACCUGGAUAAUUCAAACCAACUUUCUUGUGGUGUUUCUGGAGACUUUCCAUGUGGCAAUGUCCAAGAAUCUUACGCAGCAUCUGUCCAAAAGCUUACAGAGGAAACUUGGAGUUUGCAGGGUAGGUUAAAGCAGUGUUCACAGGGAAAGUCUGGUGCUUCGGGGCAUGACGUUACUGAAAAAUCAAGCAUUGAAUCUGACUCAAAACUGAUGAAGAAGAGUGGUGUGCUUGUUGCUGAUGUUUCGAAUGUUCCUGAAGAUCUUCCAUCUUCUAUUGCUUCAAGUUCUGCUGGAGUGAGCCUAAAAUUUGAUGGAGCUUUUGAUGGAACUUCUGAUGUCUUAAAGACAGCUGAGGAAUCUGCCGGGUCUGAUAAUGAAUAUGAUCAAUCAGCUGUUGGUGUUCCAAAAAUAUGCCAUUCAAGUGCGAUCCCAGAACCUUGUUCUCUUUCCCUUCCAACACCAGUCAAAGAAAUCCUAGUUUCUUGUUCAACAGAUGAUCAGUUGAACAGGUCAUUGGAAGAAACAUGUAAAGGGAUCAGUGUAGAUCAUAGUAAUUGCUUGAACCAGCCUUGUGGGAAUAACUCAAAUGAACCGAGCAAUCAUGUUGAAAAGUUAUCUUCUGCACACUGCAAAACUCAGAAUGGGGAAACGAAAAGAUGCGAUGAACCAUUUUGGCCUCUCAGUGAGAAGAAGUUGGAGGAAAUCCUGAAACCUCAAGACAGGCUUGGUCAAUUUCCUGAUGGAUUUUCAAAAGGCCAGCUUGUUCAACUCCAUCCAUCUUCUUCUGCUUCUGGUUCAACGAGGAAAGAAGGAACAUACGGACAUGAUGAUGUUCCAAAUCAAUCUCUGGAUACUUUUGCGGACUACCACCAUGAUUCAAGCUCUACACGCACAGAAGAAACCUCUGUACCAGAUUGUGGGUUAUUCUCAGUUUCACUGCUUUCUGAUAUAGUUAGAAAAUCCGAUUUUUCACUUGCUGUGAAUCAGGAAGAAGCACCAGAUAAUGUUAAUGAUCCCAGGUUAUUCUCUGGUGGGCCUAUGAUUGGUUCUGAUACCUGUUUUCAGCAGCACAGUCAACCUUCUGAUGAUGCCUUGAAAGCGAUAAAUAUUCCAAAUUAUGAUCCUGUCUAUGAAAAGGAAGAAGCCAAGGGAACCUGUUCUCCAUCCCUACCUAUGCAUCCAGAAGAAAUAUGUCCAGAAGAUGCAGAAGUGGAACCUGAUCCUGAAAACGAGGAUAAGAAACUUUCAAUGAUGCAGAGGGCCUUGCGCAAGAUUAAAAAACGUAGGCAUGGGGAUAUGGCUUAUGAAGGGGAUAAUGAUUGGAAGGUUCUUAUGCAUGAGCAUGGUUUUCUGGAAAAUAAUUAUAUCCUUGAUGGAGAUCGGCCUUCCAGAGUUAAAGACAAGUCCUUUUCACCUUCAUUUAUGGUUUCAGAGGCUGACAAGGGCUUGGCAGCAGUGGCCGCUGGGUUGAAAGCCCGUAUAGCUGGUCCAGUUGAGAAAAUUAAAUUCAGGGAGGUCCUAAAACGCAGAGGUGGACUUCAAGAGUACUUGGAAUGCAGGAAUCUAAUCUUAGGCCUUUGGAGUAAAGAUACGAGUCGCAUUUUACCUCUCGUAGAGUGUGGAGUUACUGAUGUUUCUUCCAAGGAUGAGACGCCAAGUGCAUCCCUCAUUAGGGAAAUAUAUUCAUUUCUAGACCAGAGUGGUUAUAUCAAUGUAGGAGUUGCUUCUGAAAAGGAUAAAGCAGAACCUCAUGCUAAGGCACAUUAUAGACUUUCAGAGGAGAAGAUACGAAAUGAAAGGGUUGGGGCCGGUGUUGCUGAUUCGGAGGACGGAGUGGCCUUCAUUCUUGGUCAGCUUAAGUGUUCUGAAAAUCUUCGGGAGAUGAAGAACAAUGUCUUAUUUGACGAUGCAAAACUGAUCUCAGAAGCCACUGAAGAUGGAAAACAAGUGUUGGGACCUGAGUUAUCCACUCUGGAGUCAGACGAAUGCCUGGUUGAUAACGGCAAUGCUGAUGGUUGUGUGGAUGCUUUGAGCAUUGAUCCAUCUAGUGAUAUAGUGGAUGGUGGAUCAGAUUCUAUUUUAGCUGCAGAGCAUGUAAGAGACUCAAGUGGGGUUGAAUCUGCUGUAAUCCACCCUGUAGAAGGAAAUGAUAGUAUGCAAUGUGAGUCAGAAGCUCGCAAGAGAAUUAUUGUUGUAGGAGCUGGCCCUGCUGGCUUGACUGCAGCUCGCCAUUUGCAGCGCCAAGGCUUCUCUGUUACAGUUAUUGAGGCUAGAAAUAGGAUGGGGGGUCGUGUUUAUACAGAUCACUCAUCUCUUUCUGUCCCUGUGGAUCUUGGGGCCAGCAUUAUCACUGGUGUUGAGGCUGAUGUGGCAACUGAAAGAAGACCAGACCCAUCCUCCUUGGUCUGUGCUCAGUUGGGCCUUGAGUUGACUGUGUUGAACAGUGACUGCCCACUUUAUGAUUUUGUGACGGGCCAGAAAGUUCCUGCUGAUUUGGACGAAGCUCUUGAAGCAGAGUUUAACAGCCUACUUGAUGACAUGUUGGUUCUUGUUGCUCAGAAGGGAGAACUAGCAAUGAGAAUGUCACUUGAGGAUGGGUUGGAAUAUGCUCUAAAGAGGCGUCUUAUGGUUCGAUCUGUUUCAGAUGCUGAAAAAUUUGAAUUGCAUACUUCAGUAAAUGCUUCCUCUGAAACUGGAACAUAUUCUCUCACUAAUGAAGACCUCGAUAAAACCAAGUCAAAAGAUGAGAUAUUGAGUCCUCUUGAGAGGAGAGUAAUGGAUUGGCACUUCGCCAACUUGGAGUAUGGUUGUGCAGCUUCGCUGAAGGCAGUGUCUCUUCCUUACUGGAAUCAGGAUGACGUUUAUGGAGGAUUUGGGGGGGCCCAUUGUAUGAUCAAAGGGGGUUACAGCACCGUCGUUGAAUCUUUAGGUAAAGGGCUUAAUGUUCUCUUAAAUCAUGCAGUGACAGAAAUCUUUUAUGGCACAGGGGACUCUAGAGAAAAUGAUGAAAAUUGGAGCAAAGUCAAAGUAUCCACAUCAAAUGGUGGUGAGUUUGUGGGAGAUGCGGUUUUGAUCACUGUGCCUUUGGGGUGCUUAAAAGCAAAUACCAUUAAAUUUUCUCCAGCCCUACCAGAUUGGAAAGAGUCUUCUAUCCAACGACUUGGCUUUGGUGUUCUUAACAAAGUGGUCUUAGAAUUUCCAGAAGUAUUUUGGGAUGAUACUGUGGAUUACUUUGGAGCAACUGCUGAGGAAACUGAUCGUCGGGGCCAGUGCUUUAUGUUCUGGAAUGUCAAGAAGACUGUUGGAGCUCCUGUCCUUAUAGCCCUUGUGGUUGGUAAGGCAGCAUUGGAUGGACAAAAUUUGAGCUCAUCCGAUCAUGUUAAUAAUGCUGUAAUGAUUCUUCGUAAACUUUUUGGGGAGUCCUCAGUACCUGACCCAGUUGCAACAGUUGUAACAAAUUGGGGCAAGGAUCCUUUUAGCCGGGGUGCUUACUCCUAUGUCGCUGUUGGAUCAUCAGGGGAGGAUUAUGACAUAUUGGGUAGGCCUGUUGAGAACCGUUUAUUUUUCGCUGGUGAAGCUACUUGCAAGGAGCAUCCAGACACUGUAGGUGGUGCGAUGAUGAGCGGGCUACGAGAGGCUGUACGGAUAAUUGACAUGUUAAGUACUGGAAAUGAUUAUGCAGCAGAAGUGGAAGCAAUGGAAGCUGCACUGAGACAGUCUGACGGUGAAAGAAAUGAAGUUAGAGACUUGUUGAGGAGACUUGAUGCAGUUGAACUCUCUGGUGUCCUAUACAAGAGCUCAUUGGAUGGAGAACAGAUGUUGACCAAGGAGGCUUUGCUCAAGGAUAUGUUCUUUAAUGCGAAGACUACUGCAGGUCGAUUACACUUAGCUAAGGAGUUGCUGAAUCUUCCUGUCGAAGUCCAGAAAUCCAUUGCUGGGACUAAAGAAGGCCUUAGCACACUCAACUCAUGGAUACUGGAUUCAAUGGGAAAAGAUGGGACUCAACUGCUGCGACAUUGUGUUCGCCUGCUUGUGCUUGUGUCAACUGAUCUGCUUGCUGUACGUUUAUCAGGUAUUGGAAGGACAGUGAAGGAGAAAGUCUGUGUACAUACAAGCCGUGACAUUCGUGCUGUGGCAAGCCAGUUGGUCAGCAUGUGGAUUGAAGUGUUCCGCAAGGAAAAGGCUUCUAAUGGUGGAUUGAAAUUACUGAGGCAAGCAACUACUAUGGAUUCAUCAAAGGCAAAGUCAUUGAAAGAUUUUAGUUCAGGAAAGCCACCUUUACGCACUACUCAUGGCACACCUGAUAACAAAGGGGCCAUUCAGGUUCCUUCAUCAGGAGGAAGUCAUUCUCCUUCCAAUGUAAAUAGUAAGAACAAUAAGAAGCCGAGCUGCAAACCAUCCAAAUUGGAAACCAUUACUGACUCAAAAUCAGAGGUUUCAUCACGGUCAGAAGAUGCUGUACAAGGGUUGGAUUUUAAGGUGGAUGACAGCGGUGCUGCCAUGUCUGAAGAAGAAGCUGCUGCCUUUGCUGCUGCUGAAUCUGCUCGUGCUGCCGCUAUGGCAGCUGCAAAGGCAUAUGCAUCUUCAGAAGCAGAAUGUAGUACAUUACCUGAGCUUCCUAAGAUACCAUCAUUUCACAAAUUUGCCAGACGAGAACAAUAUGCCCAAAUGGAUGACUCAGAUAUUCGGAGAAAAAAGUGGCCAGGGGAUGUUUUGGGAAGGCAAGAUUGUAUAUCAGAAAUAGACUCUAGGAAUUGCAAAGUUAGGAACUGGUCUGUAGAUUUCUUUGCCAGCUGUGCCAACCUUGACAGUAUGAAAAUGUCGGUUGAUGACUAUACUCAAAGAAGCUUCUCAAAUGAGGUUGCAUACCAACUGAAUCUGAGAGAGCAUUCAGGGGAAAGUGUAGCCGUUGAUGGUAGAUUUUCAAAGGCAUGGGUUGAUUCUGCUGGGAGUGGAGGGGUGAAGGACUAUCAUGCCAUUGAGAGGUGGCGGUCCCAAGCAGCAGCUGCUGAUUCCAAUUUCUAUCAUUCAACUGAACACUUAAGGGAUGAGGAGGACUCAAACACUGGGAUGAAACUACACUCUGGAACGCAUGAGAGACGGGCAGAAGAAAGCUCUGCUUCACAACUCUCUGAAAGCAAGUUGUUGGGGGAAAAUCAGCGAAGAGGAGUGGAGCGUAUUAAGCAGGCUGUUGUCGAUUAUGUGGCAUCAUUGCUCAUGCCUCUCUAUAAAGCAAGGAAGAUUGAUAAGGAAGGUUACAAGUCAAUGAUGAAGAAAAGUGCAACUAAGGUUAUGGAGCAGACUACAGAUGCAGAGAAAGCAAUGACUGUUCCCGAGUUUCUUGACUUCAAGAGGAGGAAUAAGAUCCGUUCCUUUGUGGAUAAGUUGAUUGAGAAGCAUAUGGCGAUGAACUCAGUUGCGAAAUCAUGAGAGUGAGGAAAUUUGGGAUGGCCAUGGUCUAAUGGGCACCCUUUUUUAUAUGACAUGGAGUCGUGCCCUCAGUACCUGCUCAACCGCUUGAAAGCGGUGUUUGUUGGACGUGGUGGGGCGCUAGAGUGCAACUCCAGACAGACAGCUGCAUAAGACGCGUUAUAUAAUCUGCCCCUCGAACAGUCAGUGAUCCAACAAGUGCAGUGCAACUUGGAAAUGGGGAAGGGACAGUUUCUUUGAGAUCAUAUGCUCAUUCAUGCUGCAGUGGUUGGUCCUUUCAUCAUGUGUAGAACUUUGGCCACUUGCAACUUUGGCCUGGAGUCUAAAGUACGGUGAAAGGCUGAGCGAUAGAGGCCUCCCGUGUUCGGAGGUUCAUCGCUAUUCGGCUUGAAGGAAAUGCUUUAAUGUGCCGAUCUGGAUGGACAAAACCAAUAUCAAACUGCAGUCCAAGAUAAACUUUCGAUUGCUGACAGCAGUUGUUUUUCCAACCCAUCAGUGGUGAUAUAAUUUUAGCUACGAGAUUGAGCCCUAAAUUUUAUCUGGGGAUUCAAAUAUGAGCUCUUAGAUCUUCUUGCUUCCCUUUCCUUCAUUUAAUUUUUUGUACAGCUCAAGAUUGUUUCUGACAUGAACAAGCUUCCAUUAACAAUUUAACAUGUUCUUUCUUGUGCCCCUUGUAGACAGUUCUAAAUUCACAGCAGUCUUUGUAACUUUGUAUCUGGUUAUUGAAGGGAUGAUCUACAUUAAUUGGCUGCCAGAUGUGAAGAAUGUUUGGAGCUUCUGCUUCUUCAUUUUC
This is a messenger RNA of Macadamia integrifolia, 7907 nucleotides long. RefSeq names its product lysine-specific histone demethylase 1 homolog 3-like. The record is from RefSeq and is a predicted model, not a curated record. Gene Ontology annotation, molecular function: oxidoreductase activity; protein binding. Lineage: Eukaryota; Viridiplantae; Streptophyta; Magnoliopsida; Proteales; Proteaceae. The transcript is spliced from 9 exons. Bases 380 to 7114 code for a protein of 2244 amino acids.